Messenger RNA from Schistocerca nitens (vagrant locust), 576 nucleotides. RefSeq lists its product as uncharacterized. NCBI's taxonomy places the organism in Eukaryota, Metazoa, Arthropoda, Insecta, Orthoptera, Acrididae. Bases 1 to 576 code for a protein of 191 amino acids. The record is from RefSeq and is a predicted model, not a curated record. The transcript is spliced from 3 exons.
AUGGAAUGGCUAACUAGUAGAGUUAUUUGGUCAAACAUAAAAAGAGAUGUGCGAAAAUGGACUCAAUUCUGUAUUAGCUGCCAGAAAUUUGAGAUGACUCACCAUAUAAAAUCACAGUUCGAAAAAUCUGUAGAGCCUGAUGAACAUUUAUUUCACUGUGUGCACAGUGACCUCAUCAGGCCUUUGCAUCCUCCUAAUGGAAGUCAUAUAAUUCAAAGCUAUAACAGCUCAAAAAGUAGCAAAGAUCUUCUACAAGUACUGGAUUUUAAGAUUCAGCAUUCCAUCACAGGAAAUCACCAACUGGGAACACAGUUUAGGUUGCAAUUAUUUUAUAAUUUGGGCAAAUCUGCAAACAUGGCCCAUAAUACUUCUAACUGGGUAGAAACUUUAUGUAUUAUUCUACUGCUGUUGUACACUGCAGUACGAGAGACAUCAAACCACUCCAAUGUGCAGAUGGUCUGUGGAAAGAUUAUAAGACUUACUUGUGAAUUUGUUGAAAAACCACCUAUGAAGAGCGACCCUGUUUCAUUUGCAUCUGAUUUGCAAAAGCAAAUGUUACAUCUGAAACCUAGCUGA